AUGCUGGACAAGAUCCCUCAUGUGCAACUCAAACGACAGGCAUUUAGUGCCCGACACAUUCAAUGUUCCUACCCAGGCUGCAAAUGCUGGUUGAAAAAUGCCUCUGGGCUGAAGUGUCAUCAAAGCUCGGCCCAUAGCCACUUGUUUACCCAUCCUGGUUUGCAAUGCACGCAACGUGCUUCUGUUGAAGAAAUCGAAGACGAAGAAGCUCCGAGACGCACUAACAAUGAGCUCUGGGAGUUAAAGCAUGGACUCAUUCAGGAUUAUCACGAGACGCUGACUGGUCGUAUUUGUGAUGAGAAUGGCAACUUUCUCAAUCCUGGUACUCCUCCUCCACCAUACAUGGCAAAAAGUCCUGACAACUGGACUCCGUAUCGCAACCGACUAGAGUUUGAGUGUGCAGAUUUUAUAUACACUGAAAACCAGAUGUCUGCUGGGGAUAUCAACAAGAUUCUCUACUUGUGGGGAAUCACUUCCGCUGUUCAUCAUGACAAUCUGCCAUUUUCUGACUACAGGGACUUAUACAAUACUAUCAACGCAACACCGCUAGGUGAUGUUGCAUGGGAAAACUUCUCCCUGAAGUACAACAGCAAUAAACCCACUGGAGAGUGUCUGCUCUGGAUGGAACAGUCAUACGAGGUUUGGUUCCGGGACCCUCAUACUGUUGCCAAGAACAUGCUUGCAAAUCCGGAUUUCAAAGGUGGAAUAGAUUAUACACCCUACUGUGAAUUUCAGGAGAAGGAUGAGCAAUGCCGCUAUAAGGACUUCAUGUCAGGAGACUGGGCCUGGCAGCAAGCAGACGAAAUUUCACAGGACCCACAAACACAUGGUGCAGCUUUCGUUCCCAUCAUCAUAGGCAGCAACAAGACAACAGUGUCCAUCGCUACCGGUCAAAAUGACUACUAUCCUUUGUAUCUUUUGAUUGGAAACGUCCACAAUAAUAUUCAGCAGGCGCAUCGCAACACAUUGGCUCUGGUUGGAUUCUUGGCAAUCCCUAAGACAGAAAAAAAGAAUUCAGAUGACAUAAAAUACCGCAAGUUCAAGAAGCAGUUGUUUCACUCCUCAUUGUCGAAGAUCUUUGCCAAUCUCAAACCUGGAAUGACGACUCCAGAAGUCACACAAUGUGGUGAUGGACACUACCAGCGCAUUAUAUAUGGACUCAGACCCUACAUUGCAGACUACGAAGAGCAGGUGGUAUUGGUGUGCAUGGUCAAAGAUUGGUGUGGAAGAUGCCUUGCAUUUCCCUCAAAUCUUGAUGAAGGAAGCAUUUCUUGGUCAUGUGAACACACUGAUGCGCUUGUGGAUUCUGUCGAUUUUGGUAUACUUUGGGAUGAGUAUGGUAUUAUUGGCGAGCUAGUGCCCUUCACCAAUGACUUUCCUCGUGCUGACAUUCAUGAGUUGCUCGCCCCCAACAUACUGCACCAGCUCAUCAAAGGAACAUUCAAGGAUCACCUUGUUGAAUGGGUGGGUCAAUACCUCGAACUCACGCAUGGAAAAACACGUGCCAAGGCAAUUUUAGAUGAUAUUGACCGAAGAUAUGUCUAUCUACUAGCAAUUGAAGGCCAUGUACCAGACGAUAUGGUUCGGGCAUUUCGAGCCUUGCUAGAGUUCUGCUACAUCGUGCGCGUGGAUGUGGUUACGGACGACACUCUUGCAGAGCUGAAUGAUGCCCUUAGGCGUUUUCAUACUUACCGUACCAUUUUCCAGACUACCGGUGUCCGUUUCGACAUUUCCCUACCCCAACAACACUCUCUCAUCCGAAUGUUUGGUGCUCCAAAUGGCCUCUGCUUGUCGAUCACGGAAUCAAAACAUAUCAAGGCAGUAAAGCAACCAUGGCGAUGUUCAAGCAAGUACAAUGCACUCAGCCAGAUGCUCCUUGCCAAUCAGUGCCUGGACAAAAUCACAGCAGCAAGAGUUGACUUUACGAUGCGUGGCAUGCUCAAAGGGUCUUGCACCUUCAGCUACUACAAUCCAUUUUUUGAGAAUCCCUCAUAUAUUGGCAAUGAUGAUGGAGACCUGGAGGUCCAACAGAGCCAAGCACGUGCAGGGAAUAAUCUUUUUGCUAUUGAGAGUGACGACUUCGACGAUGUUGAGGAUCAGGGCAUCGUGGAUGACAUGGAUGUCAUUGCUGAUGUGCAGUUAGCACGGACUCUUUACAACCACCAUUCUUCUGCCGACGUUCCACUUUGUGACUGUCCAUCCUACAUGGGACCAAUCAAGAUUUUCCAUUCAGCCGCUGCAACUUUUGUUGCACCCAGUGAUCCAAGUGGAAUCACUGGCAUGCGCCAUCAGCACAUCCAUGCUGUGCCUUCGUGGCGCAACGGACCAGCCCGCUUUGACUGUGCCUUUGUCAACAUGGAUGAUAGGCAUGAUGGAAUGUUAAGCAUGAUUGUUGUUCAAAUAUUCUGCUUUUUUUCUUUCACUUUCACUAACGGUUGCACAUAUCCAUGUGCCCUCAUUCACUGGUUCUAUCGCAUCACUGAGGAACGAGACGAGCUCACAGGAAUGUGGAUGGUGGCACUGUCUUUCAACGAAGAUGGCUCUCGUGAUCUGUCAAUCAUCCAUAUUGACAGUAUCAUUCGUAGUGCUCACUUACUCCCAAUAUUCGGUAUGCAGUUCGUACCACGCGGUCUUCAAUUCUACGAUUCUCUGGAUGUCUAUCGAGGAUUCUAUGUAAAUCGGUUCAUAGAUCACCAUGCUUUCAUGCUGGCAUCUUAA
Suillus discolor is the source of this 2718-nucleotide messenger RNA. RefSeq lists its product as uncharacterized. The coding region runs from base 1 to 2718 and encodes 905 amino acids. The record is from RefSeq and is a predicted model, not a curated record. NCBI's taxonomy places the organism in Eukaryota, Fungi, Basidiomycota, Agaricomycetes, Boletales, Suillaceae. The transcript is spliced from 10 exons.